Messenger RNA from Asparagus officinalis (garden asparagus), 2051 nucleotides. Its product is annotated as delta(24)-sterol reductase-like. Gene Ontology annotation, molecular function: FAD binding; oxidoreductase activity, acting on the CH-CH group of donors, NAD or NADP as acceptor. Lineage: Eukaryota; Viridiplantae; Streptophyta; Magnoliopsida; Asparagales; Asparagaceae. Bases 157 to 1839 code for a protein of 560 amino acids. The transcript is spliced from 3 exons. Gene Ontology annotation, biological process: steroid metabolic process. Gene Ontology annotation, cellular component: membrane; cytoplasm. The record is from RefSeq and is a predicted model, not a curated record.
AGGGGGUUGCUAUAAUUUACCCAUUGAAAAGACGCAUUAAUGCCCCUAUAAAUCUCUCCUUUCUAGCGUCAAGUGACAGUGGACUAGAGAGAGGGAGGUGGGGAGUGAAUCUCUCUCUCAAUUUAAUUUUCCCGUUGGAGAAUUCAAGUUACAACCAUGUCAGAUCUGCAAACGCCUCUUCGUCCCAAAAGGAAGAAAGACCUAGUGGACUACCUUGUCAAUUUCCGAUGGAUACUCGUUAUCUUUGUUGUCCUACCCGUCUCUUUCACAAUCUACUUCCUCAUAUACUUGGGUGAUGUGAAAUCUGCAAUGAAGUCAGAAAAGCGACGACAAAAGGAACACGACGAGAAUGUGAAAAAAGUCGUGAAUCGUCUCAAACAAAGAAAUCCAAAGAAAGAUGGCCUUGUGUGCACAGCCAGGAAACCAUACAUUGCUGUUGGUAUGCGCAAUGUUGAUUAUAAACGUGCUAGGCAUUUUGAGGUCGAUCUCUCGGCAUUUAGACACAUCCUUGAGAUUGACAAAGAGAGAAUGGUCGCGAAGGUUGAGCCUCUUGUUAAUAUGGGUCAAAUUACUAGGGCUACAGUUCCUAUGAACCUUGCACUUGCUGUGGUUGCAGAGCUGGAUGAUCUCACAGUUGGUGGUCUCAUUAACGGCUACGGCAUUGAAGGAAGCUCACAUAUAUAUGGCCUUUUCUCAGACACAGUUGUUGCGCUUGAACUUGUACUAGCAGAUGGACGUGUUGUUAGAGCGACUAAGGAUAAUGAGUACUCAGACCUCUUUUAUGCCGUUCCAUGGUCUCAAGGAACAAUUGGAUUCCUAGUUUCUGCGGAGAUAAAGCUCAUACCUGUUAAGGAGUACAUGAAGCUAACUUAUACACCAGCAAGAGGGAAUCUCAGGGAUCUUGCACAAGCUUACGCCGAUUCUUUUGCACCCAGAGAUGGGGAUUCGGCGAAAGUGCCAGAUUUUGUUGAAGGAAUGAUAUAUAACCCAAAUGAAGGUGUUAUGAUGACGGGUAGGUAUGCAUCUAAAGAAGAAGCAAAGCAAAAGGGGAAUGUUAUCAAUAGUGUUGGGUGGUGGUUUAAACCUUGGUUUUAUCAGCAUGCACAUAAAGCUCUAACUAAGGGUGAGUUUGUUGAAUACAUUCCCACGAGAGACUACUAUCACAGGCACACCAGGUGCUUAUAUUGGGAGGGGAAGCUGAUAUUGCCAUUUGGAGACCAGUGGUGGUUUAGGUGGUGCUUUGGAUGGCUGAUGCCACCAAAGGUUUCAUUGCUUAAAGCUACCCAGGGUGAAGCUAUCAGGAAUUAUUAUCAUGAUAGGCAUGUGAUCCAGGAUCUCUUGGUUCCUCUAUAUAAAGUUGGUGAGGCGCUCGAGUUUGUUCACCGUGAAAUGGAGGUGUAUCCUAUCUGGCUCUGCCCGCACCGUAUCUUCAAGCUCCCCAUCCGAACAAUGAUCUACCCGGAACCUGGUUUCGAGCACCACCAAAGGCAAGGCGACACGAGCUACGCCCAAAUGUACACUGACAUCGGCGUCUACUACGCCCCCGGCCCCGUUCUCCGAGGUGAGGAAUUUGACGGAGUCGAGGCUGUCCGUCGCCUUGAAGACUGGCUGAUCAAGAACCACAGUUUCCAACCACAGUACGCCGUCUCUGAGCUCAACGAGAAGAAUUUCUGGAGGAUGUUUGAUGGUGGUCUCUAUGAGCAGUGCAGGAAGAAGUAUGGAGCUGUUGGGACUUUUAUGAGCGUUUACUACAAGUCUAAGAAAGGGAGGAAGACUGAGAAGGAAGUGCAGGAGGCUGAGCAGGCUAUUGCUGAGCCUGCUUAUGCCGAGGAGAGUUGAGGUGGAAUGACGAGUAGGUGUGUUUUAGAUUUGCGGCUGCUUGUUUUAUGUUUUAGGAUCAAACUGUUAGUUAAAUUUGGAUCACGGUAAGGAUCUACAGUUUGAUGGAGCAGGUAUUUUAUGCCCAGUUUGAGGUUGUGGGCCUCUUUGUAUCACAAUCUGCGUGACUUGUUCCUGUGCUAUUUAUGUGCUUGGAUGUUUUUUUUUUAUUC